AUGUAUCAGUAAUAAGCAAAUUAACAAAUUCCAGUUCAAUAGUAAAGGGAUUAUAAUAUUCCUCCUUCAGGUAUUAUGAGAAACUAUUUAUUUUUUAGGUUACAAAGCACCAAGAUAUCCUAGAGAAGAGUUGCCUGAGAAUUAAGAAUAGAAUUUAGAUUUAGGUGGUUCCUAUUAAAGUUAUCUAUAUAAUUGUGGGGAAUGUUGUGGUAAUUGUAAGGCAGUUUGUCCAUGUAAUCCAUUUGUUGAUUAUCCUUAUAUUUAAGUAGAGUAGAGUUUUGUUGGAGUGUAUUCACGUUUUGGAAAGUAUAUAAAGACAGGUAUAAACAUUAUAAUAAUAAGUGUAACCUGGAUUGAUAUACAUGAAUCCUUGUACUGAUACAAUUUAGAAAGUAGAUUGUAAAGUUUAGAUGAUCGAUUGUCCAAGAUAAUAAGUUAUGACAAAAGAUAAUAUUUUAGUUAGCAUUGAUGCAACAGUUUAUUAUAGAAUAGUUAUUCCCAGGAGAUCGAUCUUUUACAUAAAUGAUUUACAUUAAGCAGUGACAUAAUUGACAUUGGCCACAAUAAAAAGUAUAGCAGGUUCCCAGACUUUACAAGAUCUCUUGGAGAAAAGAGCAGAAGUACAAUAAUAAAUAGAGGGUUUUGUGGAUGAACAUGUAUGGGAAUGGGGAAUAGAUGUUGAAAAUAUGUUAAUUAAGGAUAUUUAAUUAAAUGCUGAUUUAUAGAAUACUUUAUCAAUGGCAGCCAAAGAAUAAAGAGCUGCUUAAGCUAAAGUGAUAUCAGCUUAAGGAGAUGUGUAAUCAGCCAAAUUGAUGAGGUAAGCAGCUGAAUUAUUAGAUUCAAAAGCAGCUAUGCAAAUUAGAUAUUUAGAUACUAUAACAAUUUUAGGAUAACAAGGAUCAACCAAGGUAGUAUUACUUCCAACAGAAUCUAAAUGA
Paramecium pentaurelia is the source of this 938-nucleotide messenger RNA. The record is from the annotation of a GenBank genome assembly. NCBI's taxonomy places the organism in Eukaryota, Ciliophora, Oligohymenophorea, Peniculida, Parameciidae.